Balaenoptera musculus (blue whale) is the source of this 3780-nucleotide messenger RNA. It is a transcript of the gene ELMO3, whose product is annotated as engulfment and cell motility 3. The record is from RefSeq and is a predicted model, not a curated record. The transcript is spliced from 15 exons. Gene Ontology annotation, biological process: actin filament organization; cell motility. The coding region runs from base 157 to 1788 and encodes 543 amino acids. Lineage: Eukaryota; Metazoa; Chordata; Mammalia; Artiodactyla; Balaenopteridae.
GCAGAGCGAGAGUUGUGAAGGGCGCCGGGAAGCCCUUCGGCACCUCGUCCUGCUGGCGCCAGACAUGACUUUCACCCGGGAAGUCAUCAGCCGUGAUGGGCUUCAGAGACUAGGCUCCAUCAUUGAGGAUGGGGACGAGUGGUGUGCUAUGUGAACAUGAACCUCAUGGAUGCAUCUGUGCAGCCCCUGGCCCUGGGGUUGCUGGAGAGUGUGACCUUGAGCAGCCCUGCCCUGGGCCAGCUGGUCAAGAGCGAGGUGCCACUGGAUAGGCUGCUGGUGCACCUACAGGUGAUGAACCAGCAGCUGCAAACCAAGGCCAUGGCACUGCUGACAGCUUUGCUGCAGGGAGCCAGCGCUGCUGAACGUAAGCACAUGCUUGACUACCUGUGGCAGAGAAACCUUCGCCAGUUCAUCUACAAGAACAUCAUCCAUAGUGCAGCGCCACUGGGCGACGAGAUGGCUCACCACUUGUACGUACUGCAGGCCCUUACGCUGGGGCUGCUGGAGCCGCGCAUGCGGACGCCACUGGACCCCUACAGCCAGGAGCAGCGGGAGCAGCUGCAGGCCCUGCGGCAGGCUGCCUUUGAACCGGAGGGGGAGUCCCUGGGCACUGGGCUGAGUGCUGACCGUCGCCGUUCCCUCUGUGCCCGCGAGUUCCGCAAACUGGGCUUCUCUAACAGCAACCCUGCGCAGGACCUGGAGCGCGUGCCCCCUGGCCUGCUGGCCCUGGACAACAUGCUCUACUUCUCCAGACACGCGCCCAGCGCCUACAGCCGGUUUGUGUUGGAGAACAGCAGCCGUGAGGACAAGCACGAGUGUCCCUUUGCCCGGAGCAGCAUCCAGCUGACUGUGCUGCUGUGUGAACUGCUCCAUGUCGGGGAGCCCUGCUCCGAAACUGCCCAGGACUUUUCGCCCAUGUUCUUUGGCCAAGACCAGAGCUUCCAUGAGCUCUUCUGUGUGAGCAUCCAGCUGCUGAAUAAGACCUGGAAGGAGAUGCGGGCCACUCAGGAAGACUUUGACAAGGUCAUGCAAGUGGUACGGGAGCAGCUGGCCCGCACGCUGGCCCUGAAGCCCAGCUCCCUGGAGCUCUUCCGAACCAAGGUGAACGCGCUCACCUACGGGGAGGUCCUGCGCCUGCGGCAGACAGAGCGGCUGCAUCAAGAAGGCACACUGGCCCCUCCCAUUCUGGAGCUGCGGGAGAAGCUGAAGCCAGAGCUCAUGGGCCUGAUCCGCCAGCAGCGUUUGCUCCGCCUCUGCGAGGGGACACUCUUCCGCAAGAUCAGCAGCCGACGGCGCCAGGACAAGCUGUGGUUCUGCUGCCUGUCCCCCAACCACAAGGUGCUGCAGUAUGGGGAUGUGGAGGAGGGCGUCGGCCCGCCCGUCCCCGAGAGCCUGCCUGAGCAGCUCCCUGUGGCCGACAUCAGGGCACUGCUGACAGGCAAGGACUGCCCCCACGUCCGGGAGAAGGGCUCGGGAAAGCAGAACAAGGAUGUCUGUGAGUUAGCUUUCUCAGUCAGCUAUGACCACGGGGAGGAGGAGGCAUACCUCAACUUCAUUGCCCCAUCCAAACGGGAGUUCCACCUGUGGACAGAUGGGCUGAGCGCCCUGCUGGGCAGUCCCAUGGGCAGUGAGCAGACACGGCUGGACCUGGAGCAGCUGCUGACCAUGGAAACCAAGCUGCGGUUGCUGGAGCUGGAGAAUGUGCCCAUCCCUGAGCAGCCACCCCCCGUCCCCCCGCCCCCCACCAACUUCAACUUCUGCUACGACUGCAGCAUCGCUGAACCUUGACAGCGAGGUUGGCCAAGGGCCACAGCUGCUGCCACUGUGGUGGCCACAAAGGGUGGAGGUGGGGAGAAGCACAGGCACCCUGACCAGCAGAGGCUGCAGCAGAAAUAAAGUCUGCUUGGCUCUUAGACAUGUGUUGAGCCAGCUCUGAACCCUGCAGGCUAAGCCUGCCUUCAAGCUUAGCUGGCAGAUGAGAUGAGGGUGUCAGGCCAGGGCCACAGCUUGGGGCCACAAACCUGGGCAGCUACAGUUGAGGGGCUGGUGUUGUGAAGGACGGUGGGGACCGGCUGGCCCUGUUACCCUUCUCCAACAUGAGUCCUCAGCCUCCCUCAGUGCUAGGCCUGCAAAGAAGGAUGGCCUGUAGUCUGGGGGCACCAGCUGAGAGAGGUCUGGGGCUGCCAGCCAGCUGAGGGAGAGGUGUUAGGGCAGGAGGCAUUUCCCCAAGUGGAUGCCUUUCUGGGCGCCAUUAACAGGGGCCUAGUCUGGGAGCCAUGUUUCCAGAAGGCUCUCGACAGUCUGAGCUCAGUCCUCAACCCUGCUUGGCCCUUCCCCUGCGUCAUUUGUGGGUCGUGACGGCCCCCUGUUGAGAGGCUUGAAGGGUGAGAUGUGAAGUUGGGUAUGCUUUGUGCUGAAGGGCAAACUCAAGAUUCCAAAAGAUGUCCCCCAGGCCAGUGGGAGGAUGUACGCUGAUUCUGACAAGAGGGAAGUUAGUGCAGGAAGCCUGCAUUCUGGUUAAAACCCAACUGCAGCAGCAUGGGUUGGGGGGGGCCACAGACAGGCCAGCUGGAGGUGAAGCUCGGAGGCUAUGGUCAUAGACCCCAAGCCUCUGAGGCAAAGAGGAGCACACCCACCCACAGGACCCACGGGCAGGCUGGAAGCUGCCAGCCACCACCCUCUGACCUCCUCCAUGCCUCUCACUACCUCUCUUUCCCAGUGCCUCCUCAAAAUAUCUUUUUUAAGUGUUAACCAUCACCAUGUUACCUAAAAACUGAUGAUAUGGCACCUCCUUUGAAGAAUGUUCUGGGGGAGUACUUGUUCCCCCUCUCUAGCUAUGCUUCUGACUUGGGCAUUCAGGGCCCCACAUGCCCACUCCUGCAUUCAGACUUCCCACCGCACUUAGAAUAGUCCCUGUUGAGUUCAGGGUGCAAAUGGGGAGCCCAAAUGCAGUUAAGUCUCCUAAUACCAUCAAUUCUUCCUUCUCAGUGUCUCCAGUCCCUUGUUACAGGCCGCCAUCAUCUUGGCAAGAGCCUCCUGACUUCCUGCCUCCUGUCUCGCCCUUACAAUCUUCUCAAUACCAACUACCCCACUGCUUUCUCAAACAGGAAGCCGAUCUGAUUACACACUCACACACACACACCAUCUCCCCUGUAUUCUUCGGUGUCUCCCUAUUGACCAUGGAUAAUGGUCACAGUACCAUGAUUGAACAGAGUUGAGAUGGGUUGCAGACACGUUGUGGUUUAACCCUUUCAACAGAGUGCCUGUGGCUUACAGAGUCACAAGCAUGUGGACCAAGGAUGCUCGGUCCAAGCUGGCAUCCUCCCUGCCCGCCAUGGGACUGGGACUACCCCUACACCCAGCGCCAGCUCUGGCCUGCCCAUGUGCACCUCCCUGGUCCCUUCUGCCUAAUUGUCUCCUUCCCUCCCUCCUCUUUUUUCACUGACUUGAGUCUUCCCUUGACCUUCCAGGGUAAGCUUAUAGCUUCUUUCUCUGUUUAGGAGGUUGGACUAGACCUUUAAUGAGCCUUCCUACCCAGAGAUGCUGUCCUCUUUAGUGUCUUUUGUGUGUGUGUGUGCUGAAAACAGCCUGAAUGACUCAGGCAGCCUUAAUCACUGUGCUCCUGGGAUCUGGCUGGGAUGAGGGUACACAGACAUGCCUUUGCUGCAGGACAUGUCCUGGGGCUUGUGCUGGGGAGAGGCCUCUGGAGUCUCCCACCAUGUGGGGAAGAAGCUAGGGCCUGCUGGGGGCACAUGUAGGGCUUUGGGCCAGGUGUGAGGA